Molecule: messenger RNA, 1297 nt
Organism: Oncorhynchus kisutch (coho salmon)
Lineage: Eukaryota; Metazoa; Chordata; Actinopteri; Salmoniformes; Salmonidae
Gene: pdyn
Product: prodynorphin
Exons: 3
Coding region: 204-1001 (265 amino acids)
Biological process (GO): neuropeptide signaling pathway; chemical synaptic transmission; sensory perception
Cellular component (GO): axon terminus; dendrite; neuronal cell body
Molecular function (GO): opioid receptor binding
Source: RefSeq, a predicted model, not a curated record
ACUUAAUAGAAGCUAUUCUGAUGUUCUUCAGUGACACGACGAAGAUUCCGUCAAUAAAAAGAAAGACGACAAGCCAGUCAAAAGAAAAAUAACUGUUGGGGAAGAACAUACACUGACUUGCAUCAUAUGCGCUCCUGUUCCACCUGCACCUCUCCACGCCUGGGUUGAAACAAUUAUCCAACAUUACUGCGGGAUUUGGCAAAAUGGAGUGGUAUGUCCUGGUGUUGAUACUUAGCUUGCCAUCUUCGACCCAAGCAGACUGCUCUUCCCAUUGUCUGCAAUGCGCGCAGCAAAUCCUCAAUACAGACAUCCCAGUCAACAGUCUGACUUGUACCUUGGAAUGUGAGGGAACUCUACUGACCACGGCCGAGUUAGACAAAUGCGGGAAGACUCAACAAUCGCACGCUUUGGGCUCGGAGUUCAGCGAUGAAGAUGCGGGUCCGCGGUCCACGCCAGAGAGGGAGGACGACCAAGACGCUUCAAUUGCAAACGUGGUCAAGCGUUACGGUGGAUUCAUUAAACGAAUUGACAAAAACAAAAACAAAUUGUUAACCUCUCCGUGGCGCGAAAAUGGCGUUUAUAAAGGAGCAUACGCGUUCCCUAAGAAAUACCAGGACUUGCUUAGAAAAUUUGGAGAGAGAGACCUCUCGGAGUUUUCGGAGGACUAUCAGGGCGGAGAUGUUGAUUCUGAAAACGAGAUGGGAAUGUUCAAUGAUGAUGAAGCUGCAGCAAUAAACAAAGUCAAACGUUACGGAGGGUUCUUACGCAAAUUUGGUCCAAAGACAAAGUCAAAGAGAAGUGACUCCAGGGAGCAAGGUAGUCGAGAGGAGUUACAAAAGCGAUAUGGAGGUUUCAUGCGAAGGAUUCGGCCAAAGUUGAACAACUUGAACACCUUGAAGUGGGACAAUCAGAAGAGGUACGGUGGCUUUCUACGUCGCCACUACAAAUUGUCCGUUCGUUCAGAUGAGGAGCCUAGUUCAUAUGAUGACUUUGGUCUAUAGAAAAAACGAACUUCUUUCGCUAAUUCACUUGAAUUCUCACAAUUAUCCGUAUGUGUGCUACCUAUAGCCUACUGCUUACCUGGUUGCACAUUGUUGCGGCAGAUUUCAUAUCUGUAAAGCAAAGGCCAAUAGGCCUACCUGCUUGUGUCAGUCAUGUUUAAACGCCUUCUGUGUUACGGACUUACCCGUGACGAACCAAUUAAUUUCUGUGUUAUUAGUAAAAUAUUAUUUAUUACAAUAUAUGAUGCUUGUUUAAUAAAUCAUUGAAUAAAUACUUUAUUUGUCAAAGUCGUAAG